UCCGGUGCACCCUAUCCUGUACUGUGCUGCUGCUGCUCACGUUCUACACAUUGGAAGCCGCGUCCUGUCCCGGGCAGCAUGGUGUGGUGCAGCCGAGUCCUGCUCCGGAAGUAUGGAAACUUCGUAGACAACCUGAGGAUCCUGGUGAAGGGUGGCGCCGGCGGCAUGGGGCUCCCACGGUUGGGUGGUGAAGGCGGAAAAGGAGGCGACGUGUGGUUGACGGCCAAAAGUAGCGUCACAAUGAAAGACGUAAAGAGCAGGUGUCCUCAGAAACGCUUUGCUGGCGCAGUUGGAGUUAAUAGUAGCGUUCGUGCUCUCAAAGGACCGUCCGGGGCUGACUCGGUGGUGGACGUGCCCGUUGGCAUUGCCGUCACUACUGAUGAUGGUAAUAAGAUAGGUGAGCUGGACAGAGAAGGAGACCAGCUGCGGGUGGCCAGAGGAGGUAAAGGCGGAGGAUUCAAAUCAGAUUUUUUCCCUUCCAAAGGCCAGAGAAGAAUAAUCCGCCUGGAUAUGAAACUGAUCGCAGACGUGGGGCUAGUCGGUUUUCCUAAUGCCGGCAAGUCGUCCUUACUCAGCAGAGUUUCUCAUGCCAAACCGCAGAUUGCAGAUUAUCCAUUUACAACAGUGCGACCUGAGGUGGGAAAAAUCAUGUAUCCUGACUUCAAGCAGAUUUCAGUGGCAGAUCUCCCGGGGUUAAUAGAAGGCGCACAUAUCAACAGAGGAAUGGGCCACAAAUUCCUCAAGCAUGUGGAGAGGACCAAGCAGCUUCUCUUUGUGGUAGAUGUCUCUGGAUUCCAGCUUUCCUAUAAGACUCCCUUCCGAACGGCCUUUGAAACGGUGCAGCUAUUGAUGUUGGAGCUUGAAUUGUACAAAGAAGAACUGCUGGAUAAGCCCGUCUUACUGGCUGUCAAUAAGAUGGAUCUGCCCAAUGCAGAAGACCAGUUCCAAGAGUUGGUGAAGCAGCUGGAAAAUCCACAGGAUUACAUACAUACGCUACCAGAGGAGCUGAUCCCAGAACGUCAGAUCAACUUCCAGCACAUUGUCCCCAUCUCUGUGGCUGUGAAUCAAGGAAUAGACGACCUUACCAGAUGUAUCCGCAGAUCAUUAGAUGAACAGGCAGAACUCCAGAUCCAAGACACAGCCCGAGAGAAGCUGCGGAGCCUUCAUACCUUCUCUUCUGAUAGAGUCCAAUACAAACAGAUGCUCCCCCCGGAACGCACAAUGGACUGAACCCUCCUCCAGAUGUAGAUUUAUGUACAGUACUUGUAAUUUCAAUAAAAUAUCUUUGUACAGA
Molecule: messenger RNA, 1294 nt
Organism: Hyla sarda
Lineage: Eukaryota; Metazoa; Chordata; Amphibia; Anura; Hylidae
Gene: GTPBP10
Product: GTP binding protein 10
Exons: 10
Coding region: 79-1230 (383 amino acids)
Cellular component (GO): mitochondrion
Molecular function (GO): GTP binding; magnesium ion binding; GTPase activity
Source: RefSeq, a predicted model, not a curated record